Messenger RNA from Entamoeba invadens IP1, 1431 nucleotides. RefSeq names its product protein PNS1, putative. Gene Ontology annotation, cellular component: membrane. The transcript is spliced from 2 exons. Lineage: Eukaryota; Evosea; Mastigamoebida; Endamoebidae. The record is from RefSeq and is a predicted model, not a curated record. Bases 1 to 1431 code for a protein of 476 amino acids. Gene Ontology annotation, biological process: transmembrane transport. Gene Ontology annotation, molecular function: transmembrane transporter activity.
AUGAGCGAUUCUUUAAUCACAUAUCCCCCAAAGAACACAAAGUGGAACAACGUUGCGUUUUCGAUUUCUUUUUAUGUGUGCAUAGCAAUUUCCUUUAGUGUUAGCUGUUACUGCAUUUUCUCUUCCACUCCCGACUACUCCAUUAUUAAAACACACAUAACAACACUUCCUGGAAUUCCAAUGGUCAAAGUGAUUCCUCUGGUUGUCGUGUGUGCGUUUGUCUUUUCACUUCUCUUCAUCUAUCUCAUCAAAGUGAUGACUCGACUCUUCAUUAUAUUAUUUGGUGUUGUCUUCCCCGUCAUUUUCAGUGUCAUUUUAAUAGUACUUUCAAUUUUGUCAUUCUCACGGGGUAUAUGGACGUUUGUAACGUUAUUAGUGUGUGGGGUAUCACUCUUGAUAUCACCGUUAAUCAUUUUUGUGUCGCGAAAGAAGUUGCCGAUUACAAUAGACAUCGUCCACUUGUCGUCAACAGCACUCAUACAAACAAAACACAUUCUCUUUGUUUUGUGCCCUCUUUUACUCAUUGUCACAACAACGGUUUUACUCUUUGUUCCAGGCUCAGUGGUCCUCAAUUACCUCUCCGGAACAACAAAGAAUGAUCAAUACGUCCCACCCAAAGCUUUUAUACCCAUUUUACUCCUCCAAGCAUUUUCAUUGUUUUGGGUUUUGAACACAGUGAGUGGUGUUUCUGUCGUGAUCACGUCUUCAGUCAUCUCGCACAAGUACUUGAAUACAAAAGAUGUUGGAGACUCCUUCAUGGAGUCGGUAUAUAAUGCGCUCACCAAGAAAUUUGGAUCUAUUGCGUUUGGUUCUUUAAUAUUAUCAGUUGUGCAGUUCAUUCAGUUUGUAGUCAAUUACUUGGAUGGCGACGAUGACGACCCAAGUGUCGCACAAAGGAUCCUAAAGUGUAUAUUCCAGUAUUUACUCAGCUUACUAGAGACCAUUGUGCGGUAUGUCAAUAAAAUGGCGUACGUCAUUGUUGGUAUGCACGGAACGCCCUUUUUAGAAAGUGCACAUGUAGCCGUUGAUUUAGUCAAGAACAAUUUAGUCACUGCCAUUCUUCAAGACACAGUGAUUGGGUCGAUCUGCUUUGGUGUUAUUUUAGUUGGAGGAAUUAUGUGUGGAUCAAUUGGUGGAGUAUUUGUGUAUGUCUUUGGGUAUGGGAAAGUGGUGUCAUAUAUUACUUUUAUAGUAUCUUUUAUCAUUUCGAUAUUUGUUGUAAGUUAUUUCUUUGCACUUUUACAGGCAAGUACGGAUACCAUUCUCUUGUGUUAUGCGGAAGAUUUAGUCUUGUUCAAUGGAGUUCAUUGUGAGAAGUUGAAUGCAAUAGUUUCUCAUUAUGAUAAAUAUGAACCAUUUGAAGCUAUUAAUACCGAACAAAACGACAGUCAAGUUGUUCCUCAAGAACAUCACAACGAACAAAAUUUUUGA